GCAUUAUUUCUCUCUCUUCUCAGACUCAUAUACACUUCCAAAAUCCUUAGAAAAAAACCAAACCCAUUCUCUCUCUCUCUCACACCCUAAUCCCAUCCUUUUUUACAUUGCUGCAUUCUUCUUCUCAGAUGCCUCAUGUGAGAUGAGGAAGAAAACCUAUUCCGACUUGUCUCUCUUGCUCAUUCUGGUUGCUCAGUCCCUCUCUGCCUCCUCAUUCUCACACAAUGGACCUCUCACCGACGCCCAAGUCUCUUUCAUCAAGCAGCGUCAGCUUCUUUAUUACAAGGACGAGUUCGGUGACAGAGGAGAAAAGGUAACCCUAGAUCCCUCCUUCGUCUUCGAAAACGACCGUUUGAAAAGCGCUUAUAUAGCGUUACAAGCCUGGAAGGAAGCCAUUCUCUCCGAUCCCAAGAACCUCACGCAGGACUGGCUGGGACCCAAUGUUUGCAACUACUCCUACGUUUUCUGCGCUCCGGCUCCUGACAACCAUAAGAUCCGCACCGUCGCCGGCAUCGACCUCAACCACGGCGACAUUGCCGGAUACCUUCCUGAGGAGCUAGGUUUGCUCACCGACCUCGCUCUUCUCCACAUCAACACCAACCGUUUCUGCGGCACUUUGCCGCACAAGUUCGACAGGCUGAAACUCCUCUUCGAGUUAGAUCUCAGCAACAACCGUUUCGCCGGGAAGUUCCCCGACGUGGUGCUGCGUUUGCCGCAGCUCAAGUUUCUAGAUCUGAGAUUCAACGAAUUCGAAGGCACGGUUCCGAAGGAGCUCUUCGACAAGGACCUGGACGCGAUUUUCAUCAAUGACAACCGCUUCGUCUUCGACUUGCCGGAAAAUUUCGGAAACUCGCCGGUGUCGGUGAUCGUGCUGGCGAACAACCGCUUCCACGGAUGCGUGCCGGCGGGAAUCGGCAACAUGAAGAGGCUGAACGAGAUUAUUUUGAUGAACAACGCGUUCAGGUCGUGCUUCCCUGCGGAGAUAGGGUUGCUGCAGAACUUGACGGUGUUCGAUGUAAGCUUCAACCAGUUGUUGGGGCCUUUGCCUGAUGCUAUUGGAGGUGCGGUGAGUUUGGAGCAGUUGAAUGUGGCGCAUAACUUGCUGUCAGGGAAGAUUCCAGAGAGCAUUUGUAAGCUUCCGAAUCUGCAGAACUUUACUUACUCUUAUAACUUCUUCACUGGCGAGCCGCCAAGGUGUCUCGCUUUGCCGGCGUUUGAUGACCGCCGCAACUGCCUCCCGGCUAGGCCGGCCCAGCGCUCCGCCGGGCAAUGUAAGUCGUUUUUGUCGCACCCUGUCGAUUGUAAUUCGUUUAGGUGUAAGCCUUUUGUUCCUUCAUUGCCUCCUCCUCCUCCUCCCUCACCACCAUUGCCAUCGCCGCCGCCACCGCCGUCGCCAGUUUACAUUCCUCAUUCCCCUCCACCGCCACCACCGCCGGUGUAUUCACCGCCUCCUCCACCGCCACCACCGCCGGUGUAUUCACCGCCUCCUCCACCACCAGUGUAUUCUCCGCCGCCACCACCACCAGUGUAUUCUCCGCCGCCACCACCUCCAGUGUAUUCUCCGCCGCCACCACCACCUCCAGUGUAUUCACCUCCACCUCCGCCACCACCUCCUCCUCCACCACCACCGGUUUAUUCUCCCCCUCCGCCACCACCUUCUCCACCACCACCGUCCCCGCCUCCUCCUUCACCACCACCAGUCUAUUCUCCACCGCCACCGCCACCGCCACCUUCUCCACCGCCACCAUCACCUCCUCCGCCUUCACCUCCACCACCAGUCUAUUCACCUCCUCCUCCACCGCCUUCACCACCGCCGCCCUCGCCAACAUAUUGUGUAAGGUCUCCACCGCCACCUUCACCGCCUCCACCAUCACCUCCACCUCCACCACCUCCAGUAUUCUCCCCACCACCACCUGUGCAAUACUACUAUAGCUCACCACCACCUCCGCAACACUCUCCGCCGCCACCUCCACCACAUUCGCCCCCACCACCACCACCUUCACCGCCGCCACCUGUUUAUCCCUAUUUAUCACCACCACCACCUCCUCCAGUUCACUCUCCUCCCCCUCCAGUCUAUUCUCCACCACCACCACCCCCAUCUCCACCACCUUGUAUAGAGCCACCUCCACCGCCACCACCUUGUAUAGAACCACCACCUCCACCACCAUCCCCACCACCAUGUGAAGAGCAUUCACCACCACCACCAUCACCACACCCUGCACCUUACCAUCCACCACCAUCUCCAUCGCCACCACCUCCCCCGGUUCAAUAUAAUUCACCACCACCACCAUCACCGCCACCUCCAACACCUGUUUAUCAUUACAAUUCACCGCCGCCACCGUCAUUUCCACCACCUACACCUGUAUAUGAAGGGCCUUUGCCACCUGUCAUCGGAGUCUCAUAUGCAUCUCCUCCUCCACCACCCUUUUAUUGAUUCUUUUGAGAACUUUUCUCCUCUAACCCUUCCCCUCUACCCUAGCAAAGACGAAAAAACAAAAACACCCAUUCAAGUUCAGUUCAUACUUUUAUUAUUAUUGGUGGCCAUUUCUUCUGUGCCCUCUUCUUCCUGUGCCAGCCAGGUCAUGUACGCGACUCUCGUCGCGAAAAAUAAAACCUGAGAAAUCGAGAAGGGUUUGUGUAAGGCUGCAUACAUGUUUGUUGUAAUAUGGGAAAACAGAGAAGAGGUUGUUACAGUGGAUUGAGGUAAGAGGAGAAAGUCUCUCCAUAUUGAUUUGAAUUGUUAUGGAUAUUCAGAGUUGUGAAAUAAAAAUGGCUGAGAAAGAGUAGGUUGCAGAGAAAUGUGUAUGUAUAGGGAUGAAUUUGGAGACCAUAAUUCAGGGUUGCAUAGACAGUAGUGACACUUUCUGUUGCUGCUGCUGCUGCAUGUUUGUGGAGUUUAUUGUUAUUGUGUCUCUUAUAUCAUACUUUUUUUUUUGUUGCUUUAAUUUUGUUUCUUUAUAGUAUAAUUUAUGAACAUUUUACAUGUAUUGAUUUUCUGAAUUGAGGUAAUUCCUUUCUCGUAUCA
This is a messenger RNA of Glycine soja, 3025 nucleotides long. RefSeq names its product leucine-rich repeat extensin-like protein 4. The record is from RefSeq and is a predicted model, not a curated record. The coding region runs from base 143 to 2434 and encodes 763 amino acids. Gene Ontology annotation, molecular function: protein binding. The transcript has a single exon. NCBI's taxonomy places the organism in Eukaryota, Viridiplantae, Streptophyta, Magnoliopsida, Fabales, Fabaceae.